Candida dubliniensis CD36 is the source of this 1350-nucleotide messenger RNA. RefSeq names its product rRNA-binding ribosome biosynthesis protein (gene SSF1). The record is from RefSeq and is a predicted model, not a curated record. Gene Ontology annotation, molecular function: rRNA binding. Gene Ontology annotation, biological process: rRNA processing; ribosomal large subunit assembly. Gene Ontology annotation, cellular component: preribosome, large subunit precursor. The coding region runs from base 1 to 1350 and encodes 449 amino acids. Lineage: Eukaryota; Fungi; Ascomycota; Pichiomycetes; Serinales; Debaryomycetaceae. The transcript has a single exon.
AUGGCUAAGAGAAGAACUAAGAAGAGAACUCAUAAGAAAAUUUCUGAAGAAGAAUUAGCAUCGAUACCUAAAUCAAUGGUUCUUCAUUUAGGUACAUCAUUGAAAAAUCAUUCUUUAACUCAAUUAGUAAAUGAUUUUAGAAAUGUUAUGCAACCUCAUACUGCUAUAAAUUUAAGAGAACGUAAAUCUAAUAAAUUAAAAGAUUUUAUAGUUAUGUGUGGUCCAUUACAUGUAUCAGAUAUUUUUAUUUUUAAUCAAACUGAAUCAGGGAAUAUUACUUUAAGAAUUGGUAAAUUACCUCGAGGACCAAAUUUACAAUUUAAAAUUAAUAAUUAUUCAUUAUGUAAAGAUGUUAGAAAAAUAUUAAAACAUCCAAAACUGAUUAGUAAAGAUAAUUCAAUUUUUCAUAUACCUCCUUUAUUAGUAUUAAAUGGUUUUGGUAAAAUUCUGGAAAUGUCUCAACAUGAAAAAUUAAUGAUAACAAUUUUCCAAAAUAUGUUCCCUCCAAUUCAACCUCAAUCAACAAAAGUUUCAUCAAUUAAACGAGUAUUAUUAAUUAGUAAAAAUAAAAAUAAUAAUAAUAAUAAUAAUGGUGAUGAAAUUGAAUUGAGACAUUAUGCUAUUAAUACUAAAUUAGUUGAUGAAAAUAGAAAUGUUAAAAAAUUGAUUCAAUCACAUCAUAAUUUAAAGAAAAAUUUACCAAAAUUAACUAAUAAUCAAGAUGUUUCUGAUUUAUUAUUAGAUCCUUAUUCAAUUGGUGGUUUAACUUCUGAUAGUGAAAUAGAAGAUGAUGCUGUAGUUGAAGUACAACAAGAAACUUUUGUUAAAAGAGAACCACCAAAAGAAAUAGAUCCAGACCAAGCACCACAAGAACAAGAACAACAAGAACAACAACAGCAGCAGCAGCAGCAGCAGCAGCAGUUAACAGGGAAAAGUAAACGAGCAAUUAAAUUGACAGAAUUAGGACCAAGAAUAAAUAUGUCAUUAAUGAAGAUUGAAGAAGGUUUAAUUGGUUCAUCGAAAACUAUAUAUCAUUCUUCAAUUAAAAAAUCAGAAGAAGAAAUUAAAUCAUUAGAAAAGAAACAUCAAUUAAAACAACAAUUGAAAUUGGAAAGAAGAGCUAAACAACAAGCUGCUGUUAAAGUCAAAUUAGAUAAAAAAGAAGCUAAAAAAGCUAGAAGAAAAGCUAGAGAAGAAGGUAAAAAUGAUGAUGAUGAUGAUGAUGAACAAGAUGAAGAAGAAGAAGAAGAAGGUUCUGGUUCUGGUUCUGGUGAUGAUUCUGAUGCUGUUGAUAUUAAUCCAGAAGAUUAUGAAAAUGAUAGUGAUUUAUAUAGUGAUGUUGAUGUAUAA